AUGGGAAUAGUCAUGGACGACAUCCACGCACCGACUGUCGCCUCCGGGCCUUCGUCCGGGGCUGCUCCUCGCGACUUGACUAAGCUGUCGAUGACCGACCUGAUGCAGGAGAAGCAACGCCUGGAGGAUGAGCUCAAAGCUCUGAGCGCUGUUCUCGAUUCGCAUGGCGUUCGCAUGACCUCGUCUCUUACUACCUUCGAUGGCUACCCGCGCGAUGACAUCGACAUCGCUCAAGUCCGAACAACCCGCGUGCGUAUUAUACACCUACGCAAUGACCACAAGGCAGUGAUGGAACAGCUCGAGAAGGGCAUCCACGCACAUUUCGCCAACCUACAAAACACGCCUGACGCACGCCCAACUACAAAUGGCACUGGCGCUGCUCCACCCGCCCAACCAACAACGCAGCCAGCAGCAGCCGCAAGCGCUACACCGGGGACAGCAUUUGCCAAGGUCAAUUCCGUGGUGCCGGGAAGUCCAGCAGAUCAGGCAGGACUGAAGGCGGGAGAUGUCAUCCGAAGCUUCGGAAAUAUCAAUUGGCUGAAUCACGAACGUCUUUCCAAGGUCGCUGAGACAGUCCAGCAAAAUGAAGGGCGCCCAGUAUCAGUCAAAGUCAGCCGGACAGGCUCGACCGGAUCUAGCCCAAGUGAGCUGGAUCUUCAACUUACACCUCGGCAAAAUUGGGGUGGUCGUGGCUUGCUGGGAUGCCAUCUAGUACCAUUAUGA
Penicillium antarcticum is the source of this 723-nucleotide messenger RNA. RefSeq names its product putative 26S proteasome non-ATPase regulatory subunit Nas2. The coding region runs from base 1 to 723 and encodes 240 amino acids. Gene Ontology annotation, molecular function: protein binding. The record is from RefSeq and is a predicted model, not a curated record. Gene Ontology annotation, cellular component: cytoplasm; nucleus. NCBI's taxonomy places the organism in Eukaryota, Fungi, Ascomycota, Eurotiomycetes, Eurotiales, Aspergillaceae. Gene Ontology annotation, biological process: proteasome regulatory particle assembly. The transcript has 4 exons.